ACUGUGCGCACCGCCGUGUUUCCGGGCGGGGACACUCAGGGCGCGACACUUAUCUGUUACCCAUAGAGGCCGUCGCGGCUGCAGCAGGCGCGGCCAUGAAGUUUAGGGCCAAGAUCGUGGACGGGGCCUGUCUGAACCACUUCACACGUGAGCAGGGAGGCCGGAGGGGAGCGAGGGAGGAACGGAAGGAAGCAGUGAGCGCGCGGAAUCAGUAACAUGAUAGCCAAGCUUGCCAAAACCUGCACCCUCCGCAUCAGCCCUGAUAAGCUUAACUUCAUCCUUUGUGACAAGCUGGCUAAUGGAGGGGUGAGCAUGUGGUGUGAGCUGGAACAGGAGAACUUCUUCAAUGAAUUUCAAAUGGAGGGUGUCUCUGCAGAAAACAAUGAGAUUUAUUUAGAGCUAACAUCGGAAAACUUAUCUCGAGCGUUGAAAACUGCCCAGAAUGCCAGAGCCUUGAAAAUCAAACUGACUAAUAAACACUUUCCCUGCCUCACAGUCUCCGUGGAGCUGUUAUCUAUGUCAAGCAGUAGCCGCAUUGUGACACAUGACAUCCCCAUAAAGGUGAUUCCUAGGAAAUUGUGGAAGGACUUGCAAGAACCGGUGGUCCCAGAUCCUGAUGUUAGUAUUUAUUUACCAGUCUUGAAGACUAUGAAAAGUGUUGUGGAAAAAAUGAAAAACAUCAGCAAUCACCUUGUUAUUGAAGCAAACCUAGAUGGAGAAUUGAAUUUGAAAAUAGAAACUGAAUUAGUAUGUGUUACAACUCAUUUUAAAGAUCUUGGAAAUCCUCCUUUAGCCUCUGAAAGCACCCAUCAAGACAGGAACGUGGAACACAUGGCUGAAGUGCACAUAGAUAUUAGGAAGCUCCUACAGUUUCUUGCUGGACAACAAGUAAAUCCCACAAAGGCCUUAUGCAAUAUUGUGAAUAACAAGAUGGUGCAUUUUGAUCUGCUUCACGAAGACGUCUCCCUUCAAUAUUUCAUCCCCGCGCUGUCCUAGCACCCUGUUGCUGGAGUUGGCAUGCAGAGACUUUGUCAGGAUGGGAGAGGCCGUAGGCGUUGUGUUCUGAUCACUGGUCUGUGUCCUCACAGCACCGCACAUCGACACACUGUACUUAUUUGUCCCUCUCUAACAUUUUAACUAAAAGUUGACUUAAUGGCACAUAGUUGGAUAAACAUAUCACUUCAUGUUGCUCAUGUCUGUUUUGUUUUGUUUUUAAGACAUUGAAAAGAAAAGCUAGAAUUUAUUUAUUCAGACUUUAAAGAACAAUUUCUCAUUGACGUUGUGAAAAUCCCCAUGUAUUUAGACUUGGUGUAGUAGCCAGAAUUCAUGCAGCUGUUGCCUGGGAGCUGGGUACUUUCCCUCCAGGCAGAGGCUCUAGCUCAGCACGGCCUGUAGCGCACAGUCAGUCUUGCAUUUCAGUGUGUUCACCCUGCUUGCUCCUGCCCCUUGGAGCCCAGUGACAGAAAGUAUAGCCUCUGUCACCCCGCCGCCACUGCCUUGGUUACUCAGAGCGCUAUGGGGUGUCACAGCUGCAGCAUUUGGGGCCUCUUUCUCUCUCUUGCUGAGGACUCAAGCCCACCUGAGUCCACUCCCCUCUUGAUGCGUGGAGAGCUGGCCCAGCCAACACAGCUCUUCGCUGGGAGCUCCUUCUGCCACUCCAAUUAGUUUCUUCCUGGGGCCAGUUUUGGGUUUAGGUUGUAAUUCCUUAUAUUUCUUCCGCAGUGCAUCGGAUCUGUCGUUCUGGAAAGAAGACCCUUCUAUUUAGAGUAGAAACAAACGAAACUUCUAAGGUAUCAUCUGCGUUAAGUGAUGAGACCGUAUUUCUUUGAUGUUUCUGAACAUCAAAGCUGAUUCAGUACUGGUAGAUGUGCUCAUUCUCCCUGAAACAUACCUAUCAUAUUUCCUAUUGUAAUUCUAUCUCAUUGUCCUGUGGAGGUGGACAUGAUCAACAAUAUCUUUUAUUGUUUUGUUUUGUUUGAGACAAGGUCUCACUCUGUCACGAGACUGGAGUGAAGUGCAACAAUCAUGGCUCACCACCUUGACCUCCUUGGCUCAAGGCAUCCUCCCACCUCAGCCUCCUGACUACUUGGGACUACCGGUGUGCGCCACCACAUCCAGCUAGUUUUUAAUUUUUCAUAGAGACAGAGUCUCACUGUGUUGCCUAGGCUGGUCUUGAACUCCUGGGCUCAAGCCACCCGCCCACCGGGGCCUCCCAAAGUGCUAGGAUUACAGGCAUUAGCCAUCACACUCAUCCAUAAACGUUAUCUUAAUGUCACAUUACAAAACUGAGGCCUAAGUUGCUUAGGACAAGAUGAAGAAAUGGAAGACUAGCUAACAUGAAAAUUUAUAUUUUGGCUUUUAAAUGUUUUUUGGUAAAACCAGUGUAUUUGAAUGGUUCUUUUGAUGUUUAAUAAUGGUUUUUUGUUUGUUUGCUUGUUUCGGUUUUUUUUUUUUUUUUUGAGACGGAGUCUCGCUCUGUCGCCAGGCCGGAUUGCCAGUGUCACGAUCUUGGCUGACUGCAAUCUCCACCUCCCAAGUUCAAGCGAUUCUCCUGCCUCAGCCUCCCGAGUAGCUGGGACUACCGCCGUGUGCCACCACGCCCAGCUAAUUUUUGUAUUUUUAGUAGAGAUGGCAUUUCACUAUUUUGGCCAGGAUGGUCUCGAUCUCUUGAUUUCGUGAUCCACCUGCUUUGGCCUCUCAAAAGUGCUGGGAUUACAGGCGUGAGCCACCAUGCCUGGCCUAUGUUUAAUAAUGUUUAAAUAGGGUGGAAUAUUUUGUUAAAUUAACAUCUUAAAAUUAGAAGGCACCAUUUUAAUUUUUAAACCCUUUCUCGUUGUAACAAAAUUAAUUCCAGCUGUAGUGAGAAAACUUAAAAAUCAUGCUACAAAAUGAAACAACAUCUGAAAGUAGUUUUAUAAAACUGAAAUUGUUGAAGAGAAUGGUUAUUAGUGACUUAACCAUUUGCUCUAUAUGAUAUUUAUUAUCAAAUACACAUAAUUUUGAAGAUUUAAAUGAAUGGCUUAAGAUUUUAUCUUUGUGUAGAAUGUGGCUAAAGAAACCUUAGUUGAGAUUC
Molecule: messenger RNA, 3073 nt
Organism: Piliocolobus tephrosceles (Ugandan red Colobus)
Lineage: Eukaryota; Metazoa; Chordata; Mammalia; Primates; Cercopithecidae
Gene: HUS1
Product: HUS1 checkpoint clamp component
Exons: 8
Coding region: 217-996 (259 amino acids)
Biological process (GO): double-strand break repair via homologous recombination; meiotic DNA integrity checkpoint signaling; nucleotide-excision repair
Cellular component (GO): checkpoint clamp complex; site of double-strand break; nucleolus
Source: RefSeq, a predicted model, not a curated record